AUGGGCGCAAAAGAACUCAAAUGGCACGACAUCUUCGUGGUUCUUUUUGGAACCAUUUUAAGCUUUGCCGAUCCCAUCACCGAUAUCCUUACACUGGUGGAAUUCUAUCGCGCAGAUCACAAGACUUGGUUCGGAGUGGGGCUAAGUUUCAUUAUUUUACCGUGUUUGUUUUUUGCGGUACCUUACGGUUUGUCAUCAAAAGAGUCUGGAUUGGCAGAAGCCAGUCGCGUUAGGAGAUUCACGCAAGUUUUCCUUUUUGGUUUUAAUCCAUUUUCUCCAGCCUUGGUGAAGCUGCAAACGCUCAUUUUCUACCUAAGAAAUUUUAGAAAACUUUGGUCGGGCGAUAAAAUCGUACCGUCUGAUAUUGGAACGGCUGCCGAUGAAGAGGCGCAUACUCUUCUGGUUUACAGCAAUUUAGCUCUUAUAUAUGAAGCCACCCUUGAAUCAGCUCCUCAAUUUGUAAUUCAGCUGUACGCCAUGGCUGUUCAAUAG
Porites evermanni is the source of this 492-nucleotide messenger RNA. The record is from the annotation of a GenBank genome assembly. Lineage: Eukaryota; Metazoa; Cnidaria; Anthozoa; Scleractinia; Poritidae.